GCUGCGCACAUACCACGUCCAUAUUCACAUCCACAGCGAGCAGCCGUUAGGUAUAUAAGGCUGUAUAUAGGCGAUCCGCGAGAUACACACCCGGAAAGUUGGAAACCAGGAUGACGGACGUGCCGGAGCCCGUGCGCAAGUGCGCCAACCUGUUGAAGGGCACGCGCAGCGACACAGAGAAGUUCGCAACCCUGUUCAUGGUCACCAAGCUGGUGAAGGGCAAGGACUGCAAUGCGGAGGGCAAGAAGCUGCUCUUCGAGGCCAUUGGAUUCCCCUUCCUCAAGAAACUGCUGGUGUCCAAGGACCUGCCCAGCGAUUGUCCCCCGCUGGUGUACAAGAGCGUGGCCCUGUCCAUCCUCACCUGCUUCUGCCAGGAGGAGGAGCUGGCCACGCACAAGGACAUAAUCGAUGCCAUACCCACGCUGCUGGAGAUCGUGGAGCAGGCCGAUGACGAGGACUACGAGGACAACCUGAUUGUGGUCAGCGAGGCCUACAGCUGCUUGAAGAGCAUCGCCAGCCAUGAGCCGGGCCAGCAGGCUCUCCUGGCCACCGGUGCCAUUCCCAAGAUGUCCCAGAUCUACUCCGCCCAGAGCUUCCAGACCGAUGAGGCCCUUCAUCUGAUCGUGCUGCUGGUGAACCAGUUCGGAAAGAUCUCCUGGCCCGAGGACCCCACCGCCUUCCACGCCCUGAUCCAGAGGAUCGCACUGGACAUGGAAACCGACCACACGGACAGGAAGUACGAGCUGUGCCGGAUUCUGGCCGACAUCCUGAUCACCUGUCGUAAGGAGAUUGUGAUUAAUUCUUUGGAGGGUCAAAUCUGGCCAGAGAGCUUGUUCAAGGGCUGCGGCGACAUCCUGAAGGCCAAGAUUGGGCCCAAGCAGAGGGAUCCAGCCCUGCACCUGAUAGCCACCACCCUGCAGGUUCUGGGCAUCCAGUGGGCCUUCAUGGACGAGCAGAAGCAGUUCUUCCUGCAGCUCCUCCAGCUGGCGGCCAUCGAGGUGCGCAUGCAGAUGGAUGAAAAGAAGCUGGAGACCACCUUCAAGCAGGCGGAUCUGCUUUCCUGCUGUUUUGUAAUCCUGGAGCAGUGUAUCGAGUACAUGGCCACCGACCAGCUGGACCUGGAACCCAAGGAGAAGCAGACCACCUACACGGCUCUCAAGGGUGCCUUUAAUCAGGUCGUAGCUGUUCUGACCCGAGUUAGCCAGGACAAGAUCCGGGACAGUGCCAAUCCCCGGGACAAGAAGUUUGUGGUGGCCAUCGUUAAGGUUUUGUCCGCUUGGCUUGCCCAGGAAACCACGGCCAUGAGACCGGCCAUCUACAAGCUUCUGCCCUUUAUGCUCAAAGUGGCCAACGAGAGCUUCCACGAUCUGAAGACCUGGAGGGCGGGCCCCAGGGAGGGCGAACCCCCUAUCGAUGUCCUGAGGAUCAUGUUGCCGGCCCUCUGCCACUUUGCCGUGGAGGAGGAGGCCAGGAGGGUGCUUUUCACUCACAAACAGGAUGAGGUGCUCUUGGAAGCCCUGGAGUUUUACUUCAGCAUUGCCCACUGGAAGAGGCCGCCCAUUCCGCGAGCUGAGCGCUUGAAGCGUAUGAACGAGCCGGAUCCGGUUCCCACGCCCGAGCAGCAGGCGGAGAUGAAGGUGGCCAGGACUGCCAUCGUGGCGCUGUGCAACAUCCUGAUGAACUUCACGGUUCUGGAGCCCAAAAAGGCCGAGGACGGAGCCACCUUUGCCAGCCUGCUUAAGUUCGUGGUCGAGAACCUGCCCGAGUUGAAGGAUACCCCCGACAACCUGGUGAUCCACGGCAACCUAGCGGUCCUGGGACUGCUCCUCCUGAAGCAGCAGUCCAAGAAGGUGAAGCAAAACGACUUCUCCAUCUGUCGCUACAUCCAGGCCACCAUCCGCUUCCUGUGGGACGCUUACAACAUCGACGAAAGCAACGACCCCACCGCCCUGGUGGUGUCCAUUGCCUACAAGGGCUUUUGGUCGGACCUCUCGGAACUGUGGUUCCUGGGCAUGCAGACCAUGUGCGGAGUACUACCUCUAGUGCCCUGGCUAUCAGAGUUCGCCCUGGAAUCCGGCUGGGCCGAGGGCAUUGUGAAAACCCUGAAGAAGGUGAAGAUCGGCACGCUGCCGGCCAAUGUGAAAUCCGCCUACGAGGACUUCCUCUCCCAGCUGGUGGACGUCAAUGGCGAUGUCCAGGCCGUGCUCAAGAAGGCGGAUGCCCUGCGCGUGUGCCGCAACCACAGGAUGAUGGAUCUAGGCAAGAAGCUCUUUGGCGACUAAGUCUCAACACUCUCCUACCUUGCGGAGGCAUUUUUUGUGUGUGAUUUGUGAACAAGCGAAAAAUGGAAAUAUUUUGUAUGGAUUUUAUUCUAUUUUAUAUGCUCUAUUUUAAUGAUUAAACAACUAAAUUUAUAUAAAACAAAAAAAUAAAUACAGCCAUUUUUAAAAACA
This is a messenger RNA of Drosophila kikkawai, 2453 nucleotides long. RefSeq names its product neurochondrin (gene Neurochondrin). Gene Ontology annotation, cellular component: dendrite. Gene Ontology annotation, biological process: neuron projection development; regulation of neuronal synaptic plasticity. The record is from RefSeq and is a predicted model, not a curated record. NCBI's taxonomy places the organism in Eukaryota, Metazoa, Arthropoda, Insecta, Diptera, Drosophilidae.